AAUAUGAAGAGAUGUAUUUCGAUUUUGUUGUUUUGUUUAAUCUUAAAAGUGAACAGUCAUGGCAUGAAUGUUGUGUUCUCGUGGAAGCAAAUUAGUUACAAUUUUGAUGGAGUUCUGUAUACAAAGAACUCGGAUUACGACCGAACGGUGAGCGACAACCUCCACUUCGCCGAUGAGCUACAAGAUGCUGAAAAGUUCUUCAUCCAAUACAAUAAUGUGCCGAUCGGGUUCGAGGUUUAUGGAGACACUGUCUUCGUCACUGUGCCGAGGAGACGACAUGGUAUCCCCUCCACCCUAAACUACGUGAAGCUGUCAGAUUCAAAUCCGAUACUGCGUCCAUACCCUGACGCUGCCAGCAAGGCUUUAGUGUCCGUCUACCGGCCCAGGGUCGACGAGUGCGGGCGGCUUUGGAUGGUGGAUACCGGCCUACUGGAGGUCCCUGGAGAGAGGAAGCAGAUUCAGCCUCCUGCAAUAGUCGUCUAUGAUCUUAACAGCAAAAGGCAGAUCUUCAGAUACCAGCUCAAACCGACGGAUCUGGUCGACGAGAGGACGCCAGGAGGUCUAACCUCCAUAACGGUGGACGUCACUUCCUGUUCAGACACGCACGCCUACCUCACAGACCUGGUCACCAACGGACUUAUCGUUUUCUCACUAAAAGAGAGAGACAGCUGGAGGGUACAGGACGACAGUUUCAGGCUCGAUGAGGGGGCUUUGAACUUCACUGUUGCUGGACACGUGAUCAACUGGCGUGAUGGGUUAUUCAGCAUUGCGCUAUCUAACCGGGAUGCUACCAACAGCAGAACAGCCUUCUUCCAUCCGCUGAUGUCUACCCAGGAGUUCUGCGUCGACACGGCUAUGCUCAAGUCUUCGAGACAAGGGAACAUUAAUGGCCAAGUGAGGCUCCUAGGCACCAGAGGUCCACUAACCCAAAGUGGCAGCCAUGACUACCACAACGGCGUGCUGUUCUUCGCCAAUGUGGCACAAGAUGGAGUCCUCUGCUGGAACACCAACAAACCACUAACUCCAGAGAAUGUGGCGCUAGUAGCACAAGACCAUAAGAAACUUGUGUAUAUAUCAGAUUUAAAGGUGAAAGGCGACGAGGUGUGGGUCCUGGUGAAUCAGAUCCCCCGUUUUGUCUACUCCACCCUAGACCCCAGAGAAAAUAAUUUCUACAUUCUGAAAGGGAGAGUACAAGAUCUGAUCAAGAACACGAAGUGCGCGUAAUU
This is a messenger RNA of Cydia amplana, 1226 nucleotides long. RefSeq names its product L-dopachrome tautomerase yellow-f-like (gene Y-fb). The coding region runs from base 4 to 1224 and encodes 406 amino acids. Gene Ontology annotation, cellular component: extracellular region. The record is from RefSeq and is a predicted model, not a curated record. Lineage: Eukaryota; Metazoa; Arthropoda; Insecta; Lepidoptera; Tortricidae. The transcript has 9 exons.